UGUAUACCACCAUGCCCAGCCAAAGUUAUAUUUUUAGUAGAGGUAGUUUAGGAAUAUUUGCAGUAAAUUAUUCAAGAUAUUCGAAUUAACAUCCUAGCCCGACCUUGCCGCACCCCUUUUGUAAGACUGGUUUUUGUAUUUGAUCAGAUUUAGUAUGGGUCUUUGAAACGCUCCCAUAGUUUGGAAGGGAGGAAAAGAGUUAGCUUAUAAACCUGGGGUAACAUGGAAAUUCACUUCAGAUUCUCAGGUCUUUUCUUUUUUUCCUUCUCAAGCCUGUGGGUUUAAGUUCAUUAGGAAGCGACAAGAAUUGUGCCCUGGAAGACACCCCUGGCAGGCUUAAGCAUGCAAGUUAGAGAGUCAAGCGACAAUACUGUAAAAGUCUUCCUGCCUGUGGCUUUACCUGAGAAUAUGGACCACUCUUCUGUACACAUCUGUGCAUGUGUCGGUUUUGCUGACAGCUGUACAUUAUAAUCUCUCAAUGCUCAGGGUUAUUCCAAGCUGGAGGGUCUGGUGUGGUACAAUAGAACAUUCAUCUGGAAUACCUGCUAGUAAAAUACUUACUGAGUCAUGAAGACUGGGGCCAUCGUUUUUAUCCUUGGGCGUCUGGUAUCAAUAACCUACCUGCCUUUGGUGUUGACGACACUGGAGAUCCCUGAGAAGCUACAAAAAGCUGUGGGGAGAGUCAUUGUCAAUGCCACAGCAUGCAGUGUUACAUGUGGCCUUGGCUACAAGGAAGAGACAGACUGUGAGGUGGGUCCUGAUGGAGUGAGGAGAAACUGCACAUUCCAGCGUUUGGAGUGUGUGACCAACUGGAUCUGUGGGAUGCUCCAUUUCACCAUUGUCCAUGGGAAGAAGUUUGAGCUGAACUGUCUCAGCUCAGACAUCCUGGAGAAAGGGCAGGAAGCCUUCCGCUUCACCUGGAGGCUUGCUCGGGGCAUCAUCUCUACUAAUGAUGAGCUUUUUAGACCCUUCCGAGCCAAUUCCCCCUUUAUAGGAUUUAAACCAGCCUAUGAGUAUAAUGCUGGGACGUAUCGAUGUGACGUGCAGCUGCUAAAAAACUUGAAACUUGUCAAGAGGCUCUAUUUUGGACUGAGGGUUCUUCCUCCAAAGUUGGUAAACCUAAAUUUCCAACAGUCCCUUACUGAGGAUCAGAAGUUGAUAGACAAGGGCUGGGAAGUUAAUCUGGACAACGGGUCUAAGCCUCACCUCCCCGUAUGGCAAAGGAAAGUGACAUCAGCCUUGGGCAUAGGGAUUGUGGCUGGAGUGGUUGGCGGCGUGUUGGUGAGUGUUGCUGUCUUCAGGGUCCUAGGAGGGACUGAUGGCAGUGGGGACCGCAGCCACUUAUGAUGCAAGCCUUCCUCCCGGGAGGCUGCCCAGGAAGCCGAGCUAGCUUGUAUGUGAGUAUCCUGUGCCUCUGAUGGUGAAGUGGCAAGAGAGGGCUCUCAGCCAGAGUUGGCUAGGAGGCUGGGAAGAUGGUAGUUCACAGCAGCAUCCACCAUUGUAUUCAGGUUUCCCUGAUCCUAGAUGCUCAGGAGACCCACUGCAGGCAUUGCUUCUGUUACCAGGGAGAAUUCUGUCUUCCAAGCUUGUUUUUGUGCCACACUUCCCAGUGUGUGUGCCCCGCUCACUCCCACUCCACCUCUCUGAACAGUGUGUAUGGACCAGAAUGUACUAAUCACAGCCUUUUAUUUUGGGAAUUUUUUUUAUUUUUUUUGUUCAAUAAAAAUUCACAGGAA
Messenger RNA from Mus pahari (shrew mouse), 1736 nucleotides. RefSeq names its product transmembrane protein 81 (gene Tmem81). The coding region runs from base 568 to 1347 and encodes 259 amino acids. The record is from RefSeq and is a predicted model, not a curated record. The transcript has a single exon. NCBI's taxonomy places the organism in Eukaryota, Metazoa, Chordata, Mammalia, Rodentia, Muridae.